CAGACCAAGGCAGAAGCAGCACGUGUAUCGAGUUUGGAAAGAAACUGAAGUUUUAUUGACUUAGCAAAAGACCUUUCAUGUUUGAUAAGAUUAGAUAACUGCGCUGUUAUUAAAAGGCAUUUUGUCGGCGACAGAAAAACGAGGAUAAUUUAUCUACUCAGUCGCCGUCAUGUCUCACAGAACCUACAAUAAACUUUGGGCAGAUGCCCAUGUAGAGCUGUCCAGCCUGCUAACUCAGGAGCUGCCUGCACAGCCUCAAGGCCCCGAGAAGGACAGAGUGGUUUUUUUCCAGCGUGUGGCCACUCUCUACGUUCGGUAUAUCCAGAUCUUCCGGUCACUGGAGGUGGCAUAUGACCAGGUGGUGCAUCCCCAGAAGAGGCGUGUAAUUCGGACAGUGCUGGACGGAGUGAUGGGUCGUGUGCUGGAGCUCAAGAACGAGAUGGUGGAGAAGGAGUCUUCUGAGUAUCACUACAUGGAUGACAUCAUCCAGGACCUGAAACUGACGCCGGCAGAGAUUGAGAUUCCCAUUCCAAAAUACUUCAUUGGUGAUCGUGCUAAGGUCCUGCAGGACAGAAAAGAGAUGUUAGCAAGAAUUCUGGACAAGAUUACAGUGGUGGAAAAGCCCAAAAUUUUUGCUGUCCGCCCCUUGACUCUUGAAGAAGCCAUCAAACUGAUCCAGGUGUCAGAAAGAGCACGACAAGGGCGGCUCAGGGCUAAGUUCAUGAAGGAAAUCCGUCAUGAUGAGGAGAGACAGAGAAGAGCCAAGGAUAAGGAUGUGGGAUAUGCAGGCAUGGAUCAAGCAGCAAUAUGCAUUCAGAAGGUGUGGAAAGGCUUUAUACAGCGUAAGAAAACAAGGAAAGAAAGAGAAGAAGAGUUGAUCUUUAUUGGCAUGUCUCUGGGUCCACAACACAACCACACCUCUUCUGCCAUGAAGACUGCCCAAGUCACUGAAGGGCAGAGGCGUCAAAAGCAAGAAGAGCAUGAGGAGGAGUUUCAGAAAACUCGAAUCACCAUUAAAGACAAGUUGAGGGAUGUGGAAGGACCUGACAUGAAAGAGACCAUGAAAGAUCAGAUCCGCCAAUGGUUUAUUGAGUGCCAUGAUGCAACUGGCAGCUUUCCUGAUUAUCCUGAAGAUGAAGAUGGGGGUUCUGCCUUGAUUUUUGCAGAGAAAACGCCCCAGCAGUUAAUAGAGGAACUGGCGGCCAAAGAAGAAGAAGAAGCCAACAAAAAAACCAAAGGAAAAGAUGACAAAAAGGACAAAGGAAAGAAUGAGAAGGGAAAGAAAGAUAAGGAUAAGAAAGGGAAAGGAGAGGAGGAAGAGGAACCUGGACUAAAAAUGUUUCCAUCUGCUUUUCUGUCUGAAAUUGAAAAUGGACAUACAACCUAUACAACUGUCUGGGAAACCCGCAAUGAAGCUAAGAACUUCAAUCAGACGCAUGAAGCUGAGCUGAUCAAAGAAGAGAAGAGGAGAGAAAUCGAAGAUGAAAUCAGAAUUCAGGUAGAUGAGCUAAUGAGACAGGAAUUGACCAAUCUGAAGUUGGCUGUGGACAAAGACAAAGGAGGGAAGCCCAAAGGCAAUGCUAAGAAAAAGAAAGGAGGAAAGAGUGGAAAAAAGAAAAAGAAAGACAAAGAUUUGACAGCAGACAGGAGUAUUGAAUCUUUAUAUCAAGAGCUGGUGGAGCAGGGUUUGCUUAAACAAGCUCAAAAGGUUCAACUGGAGGACUAUUUAGGUGAUUAUAGCUACCUGGGAACAACACUGCGCCAAACAGAUAUUGAGCCAAUGCCUUCUCUGUCUGAUGUGCGACAAGUCAUAGCUUUGUAUGCCGUCAUACCCUUAGGCUCUCAGGCUGUACAUGAAAAGGCACCAUUGGUGAAGGCGAUCCUGUUAACUGGCCCCGCUGGUGUGGGCAAGAAGAUGCUUGUUCAUGCCAUUUGCACUGAAACAGGUGCCAACCUCUUCGACCUCUCCCCUCUCAAUAUUGCUGGGAAAUACCCUGGAAAGAGCGGGUUACAAAUGAUGUUGCAUAUGGUGUUUAAGGUUGCCAGACUGAUGCAGCCUUCUGUGAUAUGGAUUGGAGAUGCUGAAAAAAUGUUUUAUAAAAAAGUCCCCAAAGAUGAGAAAGAGUUAGAUCCAAAACGCCUUAAAAAAGAUUUGCCGAAGAUUCUAAAAUCUGUUAAAGGUGAAGACAGGAUUCUGAUUGUUGGUACAUCUCAUCAACCUUUCAAUGCAGAUAUAAAGUCCCUCAGCAAAGUCUACAGCAAAAUCAUCCUCAUUCCACGCCCGGACUAUGCAUCCAGAUAUGUUAUGUGGGGACAACUGAUAAAAGAAAAUGGUGGUGAAGUCACAAGUGCCUUAGACCUGAGCUCAUUGGCUAAGAUUUCAGAUGGGUACACGCAGGGACAUAUGGUGCAAGUGGUCAGAACAAUUCUAACUGAGCGCCGUAUACAGCAACUGGCAAAGCGACCCUUGACAGCCACUGAAUUUGUUGCCCCCCUGGCCAAAAUUGACCCUGUGUUUCAAGAUGAAGAGGAGGCAUUUAAGAACUGGUAUACUAAAACUCCUCUGGGAAAGAAACGAGCAAGAGCUGCAUUAGGGAAGGAAGGUGAAGAGGAAGAUCAAAUUAAGGGGAAAGGCAAAGCAGGACCCAAGAAGAAAAAAUGAAAAGCAGUGCUGUAGCACAAACCUGUCAUUUCUGCUGAAUCAUAAAAAUUAGAACAUGCAUUAUCUCACAGUCAUUACCUUUUUUCAUCUGGCUGAUUUUGUGUUUUUGCUUUUUUUUUGUUUAUGUGGGCGUAUAAAGUAAAAGCAAAUUAGUUCUCAAUUACUGUUUUAUCUUCAAGUUAUCUUUUUUGAAAUUGCACUUCAAAUUGCAAUAAAAUAUAAGGCUUACAAACAGUCAGAACCUAAUAAUAUAUAUUUAAAAGUAUAUCACAAUAUUUGAAAAGGUCUGUUUUGCUCAGUUAUAUUCAUGUGAUUCUUUUCAUAGUUUGUAACUGAAUCAGAAGCUCUUUUUCCAGUAAGUUAAGGUUAAGCAAAGUAUCUUUAAAGAAUGCUUAUGCACUAUAGAUCGGUUUUAAUCCAAAGUCUUUGUCUUUCUCAUGGCAUUUAUUUUAAUCAAUUAAACUUCUGUCUUUGAUGGUGUAAGUACUUGUAAUAUGAAUUUUAAAAAUAUAACAAGAACACAACAUCCACA
Molecule: messenger RNA, 3194 nt
Organism: Lepisosteus oculatus (spotted gar)
Lineage: Eukaryota; Metazoa; Chordata; Actinopteri; Semionotiformes; Lepisosteidae
Product: dynein regulatory complex protein 11
Molecular function (GO): ATP hydrolysis activity; ATP binding; protein binding
Source: RefSeq, a predicted model, not a curated record